This is a messenger RNA of Acanthisitta chloris (rifleman), 603 nucleotides long. Its product is annotated as proline-rich protein 5-like. The transcript has a single exon. Gene Ontology annotation, biological process: TORC2 signaling. Gene Ontology annotation, cellular component: TORC2 complex. The record is from RefSeq and is a predicted model, not a curated record. Bases 1 to 603 code for a protein of 200 amino acids. Lineage: Eukaryota; Metazoa; Chordata; Aves; Passeriformes; Acanthisittidae.
AUGAGAACAGGGGACUCUGGAGAUAUGACCCUGGGUCUUUCUGUGUUCACAGAGAAGCGAUUCUUCAGGCGAUCGAAGUCGGGUGACAUCCUGGCCAAGAACCCUGUGGUGAGGUCCAAGAGCUACAACAAUCCACUGCUGACACCAGUGGCCGAGUAUGAAACUGAGGGCAUGGCUGCCAACGGAACAGGCAUCCGAAGGCACUCCGUCUCAGAAAUGACCUCCUGCCUGGAGCUCCAGGGGUACUCCAACCUCACCACCAUCAUGGACAACGGUUCCAAGAGCUCCAUGACAACCACAAAAAGCUCACUGUCAGGAGACCAGGAGAGGCCCAGCACCGGGUCAGUGCAAUGCUCCAGCAAACUCAGCACAGCUGAGCAGCAGAAAGGACUCUUCCACUCGAUGGAGGACCCACAUAGGUCUUUUGAGCUGGACAGAGACCCUUCCUUGAUUCCAGUUCCCUCGUCCAGCCCAGAGAACAUAGUGGAUCAGAUUUUGGAGUCAAUCGACUCUGAUUCUGAAGGCAUUUUUAUUGAUUUUGGCCGAGGCUGUUCCAAUUCAUCAGCAUACAAUGUGGAUGUGAACAGACAGAGCAUUAUGUGA